Molecule: messenger RNA, 2691 nt
Organism: Neopelma chrysocephalum (saffron-crested tyrant-manakin)
Lineage: Eukaryota; Metazoa; Chordata; Aves; Passeriformes; Pipridae
Gene: CD44
Product: CD44 molecule (Indian blood group)
Exons: 13
Coding region: 184-2016 (610 amino acids)
Biological process (GO): inflammatory response; positive regulation of ERK1 and ERK2 cascade; cell adhesion
Cellular component (GO): plasma membrane; macrophage migration inhibitory factor receptor complex; basolateral plasma membrane
Molecular function (GO): cytokine receptor activity; hyaluronic acid binding
Source: RefSeq, a predicted model, not a curated record
GGGUGUGACUUUUGAUGGAGCUCCCCCUCCCAGUUAUGUCAUUACUUCAGUUCCUUUGAAUCAGAAUAAAAAGUGCAGCAAACUUCAGACUCAUUGACUGCGGGCUUAACAAGCGCCGGGGCUUUUCUUCUUCCUGCAGCUUGCAAGGAUCUUUGGAUUUUGCAAAACAGUUCCAAGAAAACAAUGGCCAACUUCUCCUUAUGGGCAACUUUUGGAUUAUGUUUGUUGAAGCUUUGUCUAGCAGAAACACAAUUCAAUGUAAGCUGCAGAUAUGGAGGAGUUUUUCAUGUUGAGAAAAAUGGUCGCUACAGUCUCACACGACCUGAAGCAGACAAACUCUGCAGAGCUCUCAACAGUACCUUGGCAACACUAGAACAGCUGAAGAAAGCUCAUGAACUUGGAUUUGAAACUUGCAGGUAUGGUUUUGUAGUGGGGCAUAUUGUUAUCCCACGAAUCAAACCCUAUCAUCUUUGUGCAGCAAACCAUACUGGCAUUUACAAGCUUCCAGCAAAUACAACUGGUCGAUAUGAUGCAUAUUGUUACAAUGAGACAGAAACAAGAGACAUAGGGUGUGAGCCAGUCGAAAAACUAAAUACUUCUCUCCUCAGUAAUCAAGAUGAAAUAGUCAUUGACAAUGCAGAUGGCUCACGUUAUAAUGCAGAUGGCACACGUCAUACCAGUGGAGAGUCCUCAACUUCAGGUGCAGAUGAUGAAAAUGUAGGUAGUGGAUCAACUCAUGAGACAACUCCCAUGGAUAUCUCCAUCAGGAGAUCCAGCCCCUCAUAUUAUGGAAGUGCUACUCCAGUCUCACAGCUGCCAGAUCACACUUCUGGAGGGGGUGAAAAAGGAACUCCUGGAAAAGACUAUGAUUAUGAAGUUCCAUCUCUAUCACCUGACAUCUCUUUCGGGACAGUGGCUGAUGAUUUCCAUGAAGAAGAUGGUGGACAUUAUCAUGCUACUACUACUGUGGACUCACAACACGAAACGCUUCCGGAAAUCUCCACACAAGAUCAUUGGAAUCCCACCUUCACAGAUGAAGAGGAGCAGUAUCCUAGCUCUUCUAGCAGGGCACUAGUUACCAGUGAAAAUGAAAAACAUCAAGGACCAACCCAACAUCCACUAUCAUACAGCAUUCAUUCUGGAGGGAUCAGUCAAGAACAAAAUCCUGCAAAUACCACAGCGAGUAUUGAACAACAUGAAUUUACUGUUGCAGGUGAAAAUUAUUUUGAAAAGGAAUCUUCUCAUACAGCUAUGGUCUCCACCCAUGGGGCCAAACAGAACGACUCCAUGCAAGACCCAUGGGUAUAUCCAGGUUGGGACAACGGAGAGGACUAUGCAACACGGCCUUCUAUAAUGGAUAGAACUAUUCCUUCCAGAGGCAAUAAUCAUGAGAAAGACUCUUCCACUACAGUCACAGAGUCUGUGGAGGAUGUUAACCAAGAGAAAGCAACCAAGGAGCCACUGGCACCCGGCACUCCACCUGGAAGGAAAAGUGAACAAGCAAACACCACCGAUGGUUCCCAUGUCAGUUGGAUACCUGCAAUUCUUCCAGACAGUGAAGACCAUCUUAACCGCUUGCAGACCCCUCUUACUACUAGCUCUACCUCUAGUAUAUAUGGUAAUGAAGGACCACGCAAGGGACAUUAUGGAUCCACUACUUCCCCUGGAGACACCACCCCAACAAAAAUAGAUUCACAGCCAAGGUCGGCCCGUGUACCAGAAUGGCUGAUCAUAGUGGCUGCUCUUGUGGCACUUGUAUUGAUUCUUGCAGUGUGCAUUGCUGUUAACAGUCGGAGAAGAUGUGGGCAGAAGAAAAAGCUAGUGAUUAACAAUGGGAAAGGGGCAGUGGAGGACAGGAAGUCAAGUGCAUUAAAUGGAGAUAUCAGCAAAUCACAAGAAAUGGUGCACUUGGUUCAUAAAGAACGGUCAAAUGACCGAACACAAGCAUGUGAUGAACUCCUGACUGUUAAUGAAACACAAAAUCAUCAGGACCUUGACAUGAAGACUGGAGUGUAAUGGUACCAUGUUGCCAAGUAGAUCAGGGCUGGGGACAUCAAAAUCAUGUGGAACUUGAACAGGAAUUCACAGAUGCACUGUGCUACUGAUAUCUUUUGAAAAUAAACAUAAGUUUUAUUCCUUUUUAAUCACUUUACAAUGUUGUCAGGGUUAAAAAAUUUACAUGUGCUUUCUGAAAUAUGCCCCAAGAAUUGCAUAAUGCUCUCAGUUCCCAGUCCCUACACAGAAGACUUUCUCUGUGUCCUGGAUGUUAGGAGGCAUACAAGAUUACAUCAUUAUUCCCCAGAUGGAAGGUCUUCGCUGUGUGGAGCUUAAGAAGUAUCCUGUCACUCCAUCUUAGAAACAUAUAAGGUACUAAACUUGCCAUGAUACAAGAGUAAGUGAGGAAAAAAUGUCAAGAGUGACAAUCAAGUCUAAACCCAAAAGGCAUGCUCUAUAAUAUCUGAAACAUGAGAAUCCUUCAGAAAUGCCUUCCAGCCAGGAAGAGCAGAGUGCAUUCAGAAUCUGCCACUAUAAACAAAAAGUGACACUUGCUAAUUAUGUAUAGCUUGGUCUGCAAUGAGGGAAACCCAGAAGGACAAAAUUUAUUUAUCUCUAUUUUUAAAUGAUACUAUGGACAUACAACAAGUCUUCUCGGGAGGGAUAAUAAAGAGAUGAACACAUGAACUGAUACAU